AUGCCGAAGUACAACAAAAUUCGGGCCGACGAGGAUGAGGAGAGAGGAGCAAAGAUGCAAGGAAAGGCAUCGUUCUCCGAUGAACUCGCAGAGACACCUACCACCAACACACCAGCCGUAUGUGUCGAGAUUGGUGGCUCUAGCAAGCCAUGCAAGAGCGCAACUCAGCCAAGCCUCGACGAGUUGUUAUCAGAAUACGUUGUCCCAACCCCAUUCGUCAACGGCGAGGAAAGAAAACGAGAGACUGCCAAAAAUGAAGCUCCCCAGGAGGAUGAAGGCAUUUCUGAAUAUCAGCUCUUGGAUUCGGAUGGUGAGUAUGAGGGCGAGGAAGAGUACGAGGACAAACAAAUCACCCGAAUGUUCCGACCGAGUCUUGAAGAACGGAUUGGAUACCAAGCCGGCUUCACUACCGGACAUGCACUCACCGCUCAGCUCAACGAGAGUGAGGACAGAGUCGUGCUCAUGUGGCAAGCAUCAAGCAUUCGACAAAGGAAGAUUGAUUCUUUCAUCGCUGAAGGUUUAUCUGCCCAAGGAGCUGCUUUUCAAGCCGAUGUGCUCUUCGAAUACCAAAGAAUGAGAACACGAAAAAGCUCAUAUGACGCAGAGAUCUCAGCAUUCUUACAAAAGUGUGAUCACGAUUUAGCAUCUGAACACUCUUCCGCCUUGUCUGAAAACAACGAAACGUAUGCAGGCCAAGAGGAAGAUGGCCUCGAGCCUCUCAUCAAUAGAGAUCUCGAGGACAAGGUUUGGAAUGCAUGGUGUGCGACCUGUGACCACACUCCUGAAAAGAUUGCCAAGUACUUUGAGAAGCGUUUUCUCUGCGGUGAGGAAAAGGAAGAGUACCAGGCUUUCGCGGGUGGCAUGACUCGGCUUUGGGUAUCCCAUGGUGACACAGAAGCCGAGGCCACUGGGAAACUGAAAAAUUUCUGCGCUUGGGCUGUCCUCCUACUUGCAAUUUCUGCUCAACGAACCAGGACAAGUGACCCGUGCGCCUCAAUCAGCCAGUUUGUUCACAAUUCGAGGCUCGACUAA
Hyaloscypha bicolor E is the source of this 1032-nucleotide messenger RNA. RefSeq lists its product as uncharacterized. Bases 1 to 1032 code for a protein of 343 amino acids. The transcript has 2 exons. NCBI's taxonomy places the organism in Eukaryota, Fungi, Ascomycota, Leotiomycetes, Helotiales, Hyaloscyphaceae. The record is from RefSeq and is a predicted model, not a curated record.